Molecule: messenger RNA, 16959 nt
Organism: Cavia porcellus (domestic guinea pig)
Lineage: Eukaryota; Metazoa; Chordata; Mammalia; Rodentia; Caviidae
Gene: Nhsl2
Product: NHS like 2
Exons: 4
Coding region: 4935-7832 (965 amino acids)
Biological process (GO): cell differentiation
Source: RefSeq, a predicted model, not a curated record
UUCAAUCCCCCCAUUGCAAAAGGAUAGUUUACUAUUCAUGAGCACAUACACAGCACAUUUUAAAAUGUGUGAAUCAGAGACACCCAAUUCAAGAUACUGCUUCCUCUGUGGGGUAGAAGGACUGAGGAGGUUCCAGGAGCCUUGGUUGGACCUUAAACAGUUUCUUGUUUUUGUUUUUUGGGGUUUUGUCUUUUUUUUAGGAAAAAGGCUCUAGAGCAAAUGGGGGAAAUGUAUUUGGAUUUUUUUGGAGGGGGAAUGUACUUGUUACUAAUAAUUUUCUGUGUGCUUUAAAUAGUUCACCAUCUUAAAAAACCAGAAGAAAAGCAAUGUAGGGCAGAGAUUGCAACUGUUCCUCCUUGCAGAUAAGGAAAUUGAGGCUCAGAGAGGUUCACAACCACAACAGAGCCUACUCUUUUGUUCAGGGACACCAGGUACAUUCAAGGUAGAUAAAUUCUACAGGGAGAGACUGUGCAUCUCAAUUCACUGAAAGCCUGUUUUCUGAAAGACACAGCAUAAAUGUAUAGAGUGGGUCUCUUGGGCAACAUCGUAAUUCUUGUCUUCCUUGACAACUGAAUUUUUGCUAUUAUCACCCUAAUACAGGUCCUAGUGGGGCAUUCUGGGUAUAACUUGACCAAAUGUUCAGGGUAUGUGGGGUAAACACUAGACUGAGCCCUGGUUUUGGCAAUAGCCAUUACUAGGAGUUCACCAUUGUGACAUGAGGCACAGCAAAGUAAGAGCAUUGUAAAGCUCUUUCUGGAACCAAAAUGUUGCCUCCACACAUCCUUUCAGCAGCAUUGCCUGAUUAGAUGAUACAAUGGGGCCAUCAGACUUUAUCAGGACCAUUGGUCUAAAGUAGAAACCAGGAGCGGGGAGAAGUGCUGUUUCUCAGUGUUUGGCCCCAUUGCUAUGGUCCCUGUUGCCAUGGUUCCCAUGCACUUUUUGCUCGUGCUUUCAACAAUUUAUAGCACUUUCAGCAAGCAGGACCUAGAAGUUCUCUCAGGCAGACCAGGAAGAAGACUGCUAACAAAAAUGAUAAGAGCCAGUAAGGGAAGUAAUUAAGCAACACAUAAAAAGAGUAAGUAGAAAGAAUUUGGUGUGAGGCUGAAAAACAGUUUAGUGGGUGUUUUAAAGGAAUCUUUUGGAGAUGUGAUGAUGAAUCAGGCAGCUGGGACAGAAUUCACUGAGAAACGUCAGUUAUGGGCUAUCAUGCUUCUUGCAACAUACCCCGCUGUGUCCCCCCAGGGUGUACUUUUAUAUUUGCUUUUAACUUUUCCUCUCGUUUGUUCUGUCCAACUUCAUUCUGCAGAGCCAGGUUCUCCCUUAUACAUCACCCCCAUUGUUUCAAAUAAACUUUGUCACUGUUUUCAGCUUGUUUCAUUCAACUAUGAGAAAGAAAGAAAUGUCCAUUAUGUAGCUGCCAUGUGGUACAGGUAUAGCAACUCCAUGCCCUGGAUUAUCCAGAAAAGUCCCAAUUUCAAGUAUUCUAUUCUGUUUGUCAGACCAAGAAUCAUGAUUUGCAAUGCAGAAAAUAAGGUCACUCUAGUUAGAGUAGCUCUUUAAGUCACCUAAGAAAGCCUAAUUUAGAAAUCCUCUCACUAGUUGACAGGGUCAUACAGGGUCUGCCUAAGUGAAAUAGCAUCUUAUGAAAAGAAAUAUAAAAGUCCUUCUGGACUCCUCAUGCCUUCAGAGUCCCUGUAGCUCUCUGGCAAGAAGGUGUGGACUGAAAGUAUGGGGUUUUGACGCCCACUGUCCUGUAUUACAGUAUGUGCUACAUUAACACUGUCAGUGUGGGAAAUACUCUGAGCUUCUAUUUCCUCUAUAAAAGAACAGUAAUAUCUAUAACACAGGAUUAUUCUGAGCAGUAAGUGAGAUGGUCACUACCUUUAAAGACCUGUAUGAUUUCUGGCUAUUAAAACUUUUCCUUCAUUUGACAAAUAAAUGUUUACUACAUACCAGACUCAACAAUCCAGAGGAUACAGAGGCCAGGCAUGGGGAUACAGAGGUGAGCAAAACAGAUAGGGACCCUGCUGACAUGGACCUUUCAGUUAAGAGAAGUAGGCAGACAUUAACCAAAGAAUCAUCCCCUGCAAGGUUCAAGCAGAAGGGACACAUGGCCAGAGUGCUCUUUUCAAAAGCUUACUGCCCCUGCUAGGAGUAUAACUUAGGGAUAGAGCACUUGCCUAGCAUGCACAAGACCUUAGGUUCCAAUGAAUGAAUGAAACCAACUUGACUGCUAUGUAGAGAGGAUCAGGAGAGACGGUAGGGGCUACAUAGGAGGCUUCUGCCAAUGAUAGCAGCCUAGACUGAGGUGGUGGCAGUGCCAGUCGUAAAAAAUGGUCAGAUGCUAGAUAGAUUGUAGAGACAGAGUCCAUGGAACUUGGUGAUGAGUUGAUUUGGGGGAGUGAGGAGGAGGCAAGCAAAUAUCUUAGCUAACUGUCCUCAGAAAUUGGGUUACUUGAAGCCAUAAAGACGGUCCAAAAGGUUGCUGAGGGGUACUGUAUGGAGGUUAUAUUUCUCUUCUCCCUUCUGUAGAGCAACGUCCUUCAGUUACUAGACUUAAUCUUAAAUAAGCAUUUAGUAUUUUUAAACUUGGCUUGUGUGUGGAAUAAUACAGCCAUGUAAUGGCAUUUUGCCUUUUGUUAAGUUCAGAUUUCUCCUUAAAAGUAAAUCACUUACUUCCAAAUAUUGAAUGGAAGGUCACUUUAAAAAUAACAUGGUUUCCAUUAACAUAGAAUGCUGAAAAAAUUCUUCAGCCUAGGUGUCUCCUGCAGACCAGUACAUGUUGUUUGAAUUUGAUUCCUUUCAAAUCUUUUGCUCAAUAGCUUUUGUUCCAAGAAGCGAGAAGAGAAGAGGGCUUGAAAGAGGAGGAGAUGAGAAGGGCCAAGACAAACUUGAGUUUCAUAAGAAUUAAUCACACUUAACCCCAGUUAACCACUCUUUACAGUUUCCAAGGGCAUUUCAUACAAAUUAUUUGUGGUCAUAUUUUGCAAGUGGCAGACCGAGCUGUCUGCAGACUCCCAGUCCGGGGUUUUGCUCUUUAUUGCACUGUCAGGUCCUUAAAAUCUUUUAGGAGUGGGUAGGAGGCAGGGAUUUUGUGAUCAACAAAAAAGUUCCAAUAGACAUUCAAGGCCCUUCUUUGAAACAGUUUAUUCCAUGUGCAUUGAGACUGAGUGUAAAACAAAAUUUGCUAUUUUCCCACACCACUUGUCCCCUACACACAUCAACAAGGCUUUUAUUUCUCAACUCUUACAAACCCACCCUUCUUCAGAAGCUAUUAUCUGCCUGAGAAUCAAUUGAGACCUCUUGUCUUUUUUGUGCUCUCAAACUCUAAGGAAUGAAGUUCCCAUCUGCCUUAUAGCAAACAAAUCUCUUGCUUAUACCUGUUUCCCAGAAACUGAAGAGCUUUUUUCCUUUCUCCAGUGUCUAUAGUUCUCUUUUCAGAACAUUUGACCCUCUUACUGAUUUUUAACUGAAGGUGGCAAUUAAAUGGGUUUCCCAAUCUUGAACCAUCUCUCCAAAUCUCCCUGCAUUUAUCCUGCCUUCACCAACCUCUGAAUUAGGAAAGAAAAAAUUCAUGCAAACAUAUUUUCUUGAAUUAUUAUUUUUCCUCUUUCUAAGCAGCCCUAUAUUAACAUAAAGGUGGAACAAUUACUAGGGAGAAAUGGCAGCAUGCAUUUCCACUGAGUAGGCAGGUGUCUCUUCUGGAAUUAGGACUGACAAAAACCACUACAGCGGCAGUGUCUAGGACUGUUACCCAUCAUAGUGCCCUUCUCAAGCCCUUCUGUGGGAACCCAGAGAUAGGUGGAAUUCCAAAUCUUCAGGUUCAAACUGAACAAGGAGGCAGCAAAAGAGGAAUGCUUCUCAUUCAGUUUUGUGAGUUUUGAAGGCAAGAGGAAAAGGAAAGCAAGGAAAGAGAAAUAAAAAAGAUAGGUGAAAAGAGUGCAAGGGGAGGAAUAGAAAUACAGCUAUGAAAAGAAUAAUACAAACUUAUUUAUUUAAUAGAUUUAUAUUUAUGUAAACUAUUUCAGCAUAUUUUAUUAAAUAUAUAAAAUAUUGUAUUUCAUAUAAUUUGUCUAUGUGGUUUUGUUACUAGGAAAUGUCAUGAUUUUUGUAAAAACUUCAAAUAGUACUGAAAGAUUUCAAAUGAAAAGUCAAAGUCUUUUCCCAACCCUCUCCUAGCCCUUCUCAUGCUCUCUGGAAGCCAUCAAUACACACAGUUACUUGUGUGUCUUUUUAUUAUUAGGGGGAGAGUACUGACGAUGGAAGUAUACUACUACUGAGCUACAUUCCUUGCUUUUUGGGGGAGGAGGGAGGACAAGGGCUCAUUGAAUUGCCCUGAACUUGUACCCCAUGCUGGGCUGCUUGUGUAUCUUUACAGACUUGUUCCACAUAUAUAAGCAUAUAUGUGGUUUUUUGUGCACUCAUGAUAUUGAGCUACACACACUGGUGACUACUGUGGUGGACAAUGGCAGUUGAGCAGGCCAAAAGGGCCAAAUUGUUGCCCUACGUGGUGGUAGGAUUGAAUUUAAUUGGACAGGAAGGAUAAAAAGCUCAACUCUAUCAGUAGGGGAAACUUCUAGGGCCUCUUGGUUCCUCAAUUUGUGGAUCCCAAGGCAUGACGAUUGGGUGCAGAGCAGCACCACCAAUGCAAGAAACCACACUCAGAGCUGAGGAAAGGGCUUAGGGCUCUGGCAAGGAUGAUCUGUAGCCUGUUCCGGGUUCCCCUUUCUCCGCCCUCAGAAGCGCUUGUGUUCAUAGCUUCUCCUUGAGCAUCUCAUUGUACUCAAGACCCAAUACCAGUUCCCUUUUCUCUCUUUUUCAAAAGCAGAGUGGUGUGGCAAUGGGCUCCAAGGAAAGCCCUGGUGCUGGGGUGAGGGAGGGUGUGGUGGGAGGAACCCACAUUGUGACUUACUCAACUGUAAGAUUUUAACUCAAUGUGGGCAGCCCCACAGCCUCUGUGGUCCUGGACAACAGGAGCGAGAACCAUGGCGUCACAGCCUAGAGCCUGGAAUGGUCAUAGCAGCAGCCCAGCAAGCAGUGUGACUUGCUCCACCACCUCAGACGCCAGGCCCAGCCACUCCACUCCACAAGGCAUUCAUGGAAGAGUUGCCAUUGGGCAGGAAGCUCGGUUCUCAAAUCUCACCUCACCAGUACUGAGAAAUCUUUCCAGUGAGCCUGAGGACCCUCAUCAGGCACACAGUGGCCUAGACGUUCCUGGCAUGGAUAGUGUGGGAACAGUGUACAGUGUCCCCAGCUCUUGCAAUGGGCCAACAGAAUCAACGUUCUCCACUUCCUGGAAGGGAGAUGCCUUCACCUACAUGACUCCACGUGCAGUCAACCAGAGCAACCAAGUUAAUGAAAGUGGAAAAAAUCCUUCCUCGGGGAAUUCUUGCAUCUCUGUGAACACACUCCCACUUCUAGUUCCUAAGGAGGCAGCUCCCCUCUUUGUUGCCCGUGAUAACCCAGCAGGAUGUAGUGGCUUAGCCAGCUGCCCUGAAUACCCCACCCAACGAAGGCAUGCACUGGAAAAACCCCACAAGAUUGGCCUUCUGACUGGUGGUACCUUGAAGCUGGAGACUAGCCCAAGUGGGGCCAACAGAUUCCGAGAGCGGUCUCUGUCUGUGCCCACAGAUUCAGGUGCCACAGAUAAGGAGUACAAUGACGAGCAGAAGGCUGGUGAGGCCUGUGCCCUGCCUUAUGCCACUACAAGCUCUGAGGGCAGUAACAGUGCUGACAACAUCACCUCCCUCAGUGCUGAGCAGGAGGCCCGGCAUAGAAGGCAGAGGUCCAAGAGUAUCUCACUCCGGAAGGCCAAGAAGAAGCCUUCUCCACCUACCCGCAGUGUCUCACUGGUCAAAGAUGAACCAGUCCUUUUUCCAGAAGGUGGGUCUGUACUGCCUAAAGACCAGAGGCCCAAGAGCCUUUGCCUUUCCUUGGAACACCAAGGACAUCACUCAUCCCCCUCAGACACUCAGGGUCAGCCAACUGCACCAACCCUCAAAGAUCCAGAAGGUACACAGUUCUCCCAGCACUGGUAUCUAACUGACUGGAAGUCUGGUGACACAUACCAAUCCUUGUCCAGCUCUAGCACUGCCACUGGCACCACAGUCAUUGAGUGCACUCAAGUUCAGGGCAGCUCAGAGUCCCUAGCCUCCCCUUCCACCUCCAGAGCUACCACACCUUCCCAACUCUCUAUUGAAGUAGAGGCACGGGAGGCCUCCUCUCCAGGAAGGCCCCCUGGGCUGAUGUCACCCUCCAGUGGAUACUCCAGCCAGUCUGAGACUCCAACACCCACCGUCUCCAUGUCCUUGACCCUGGGCCACUUACCCCCACCAAGUAGCAGUGUUAGGGUACGUCCAGUGGUACCUGAGAGGAAAUCCUCUCUAGCCCAAACAUCACCAAUGGAGAAAAUGUCCAAGGCACGGCUAUCAUUUGACCUACCACUGACCCCUUCAGCCACUCUGGAUUUGUCUGGGCUGAGUAUCUCCAUCUGCAGCAAGACCAAGGUGAGCCGCCAUCACUCAGAUACCAAUUUUGGGGCCAAGCUGGCACAGAAAACUAGCCCCAAUCAGCCAAUUAUGCCCAUGGUUACUCAGUCUGACCUACGUUCUGUUCGCCUAAGGUCAGUCAGCAAAUCUGAGCCAGAAGAUGACACUGAGAGCCCAGACUACACUGAGGAACCUGGAACAGAAGUCUUUGCUUUGCCAGAGAGAAAAGUGAAACCUCCCAUAGCUGAGAAGCCUCCACUGGCCCGAAGGCCUUCAAGCUUGGUCCACAAGCCAACAUCUGUCCAGGAGAAAUACCUGCUAACUUUGCCUACCAUUGCUACGGCCCCCAAGAGCACCAUUCACCAUGUGAAGCCACUCCUCCAAGAAAGCCACACAGUGGUGCGAAAACCAAAGCCCCUCAGCUUCCCCGAUGGCAGAAGCCCAGGGGAGCCAACAACACCUUCAUCUCUUGUCCUUACACCUUUUGCAAGUUCCUCUGGUGCUUUCUUCUCAGGAACACAGCAACCUCCCCGGGGAAGUAUGGAGGAUGAGGGCCCCAAGGUGAGAGCCUUGCCUGAAAGAAUUAGCCUCCAGAGCCAGGAAGAAGCUGAGAAAAAGACAGGAAAGAUUCCACCUCCUGUACCAAAAAAGCCUAGCGUGCUCUACCUGCCUCUUACCUCCCCUGGAGCUCAGAUGGAGCCCCACGUGGCAGAAGCAAGGCUGCCUGUCAGCCCCAUCAUCACCCUGGAGGAAGAUGUCAGGUGUCCCGCCACUGGCAGGGACCUGCAGUUACCUGGUAAGAGGACGACUUCAGCUCCACAGGCUGCCAGUGAAAAGGAGGCAAGCUCUCUAGGGAGCUCUGUGGAACCAAGCACUGAAGAGAAAAGUUUAAUCAGUGAUAAAACAGCCGAAUGGAUUGCAGAGGAGGAUGAUGACGUCUUUGUGGCUUCACGCACAACUGAAGAUUUAUUUACUGUGAUACACAGAUCCAAAAGGAAGCUGCUCGGCUGGAAGGAGGCUGGGGAGGGGUUUGCAGGAGGUCGACCUAGCUCUCACUCACCAGGAAAGAGCACAGCUGAUUCUCCCAUUAGUGAGUCUGCCACUGCUGCCGCCACUGCUGCCGCCGCUGCUUCCACCACCGCCUCGGGGUCAGGCAGCAAUGCCAGCCUAGACAUGGGCAGAAACGAUGAUUUCAAGGCCUUGCUCCAGAAGAAGGGAAGUAAGACAACUCCAAAGUCCCGCCCCUCAGCAGCUGAACUGCUGAAGACCACUAACCCACUGGCACGGAGAAUCAUUGCACAGUUUUCAAAUGACUGUGAAACCACCGAUAACCCCAGUUCCUAAGCCCUGGCUUCGACAAGCAGGGCUUACUUACUAAAUUUGAGAUGGGUAAGAGAAAGGGUUUGGGAAUAACAAAACAACGUCCUUUUUUUGACAUUAGCUUACACUCUGGUUGGCAGGAGAGAGGCCGUUUCAACUAGUGCUGAGAUUAUCAGGCACUUGAACCAUCUGUGGACGUUUUGCAUAUCCAUACUUUCACCCUUGCCAUGACUGAAGACCAAGUUUCUUCCUUUUCCUCCACUGGUGUGCACUAAAAAAGAAAUUCUCAUAUGCAAGGGCUCAUGUGCCACCUUUCCAAUCUGUGUCCUGGCUAUCUCCUGUUACUGGGCACAGUGGGAGAACAGAUGGGGGUUGACCCCUGGGGGUCAGACAGAGGGUGUCAUUGCUGAUUCUUCACUCUCCUGGGGAGGACUUGAUGGCCUUAUGUAGAGACACAGAAAUAUACCAAGGCUCCUGAACCACUGGGGCUCUCCUCCAGGGAGUUUCACAGGUGUGUACUGGUUUCAGUUGGGGUUGAUCAGAUGACCUUUGUGGUACAAACCACGAAUGUGACCCUGUCCUGAAACAUCAUUCCUUUUUCAGCUUGAUUGUCUACACGGAGAUCAGGGUGAUGAGUUUCAAUGCAUUUGUAGACUGACCCCCACCUCUCUGCCACCACUGCCCAUUAAUCAGAAAAAGUCAGAGCUGCAUGGCUUCAGAAGAACAAGUUCUGCGAACAAAUGAGGCAGCCAGCCAUGUGGUCACUCAACUCUGUCCAAGCAACCUGCACAUACGCCUUGAGGUCCUUCAGGUAUCUACCAGGACCUGUGCCUAGCUCAUGUUGCAUUCUAAGAACUCUCAUUUCAUUUGCAUGUAACAUUCAUUACAAGAAGUAAUUAGCUGAAAGAUCAGCAUCAUCAAAGGUUCAAGGAGGCUAGAAAGUAAAUUCAUAUUGCUCCAUGUUAUUUAAUUCAGAUCACAUUUUGUGAUUGGUUGGAUUUUGAUUAAAGGAUGUCUGACACUGUUCCCAAAACCAAGAAUUUAUAGACUAAAAGUACCCAAAAUCUAAAAGCCAGCUUUGCCAUUUGCUGUGGCCCAUAACCCACAGGCCAAAAAAGCCACUUUUUACUAUUUACAUUCUGCUGUUUGACCAACUUUCAGUUAACCAUGCUGGGAGAGAGUGUAAGAACUCAGGUAUAUGGUAUGUUAAAGGAGUUCCAGAACAAUCAUUGUGACCCCUUCCCCGUCAAAGCUAAUAGGCACCUAACUAUUCUUGUCAGCUCAGUUUUCUAAAGACAGCAAGAGCAUUGACUCAUUUGAUUUCUCUAUGCCUGAUUUGUGGGAUCUUGGGGGUCAGACAAACAAAGCAUUUAAUAAACACAACCUGCUGGGGGCUGGGGAUUUAGCUCAGCGGCAUAAGCACCUGCCUUGCAAGCAGGCGCUUGUGAGUUCGAUCCCCCGGUACCGAUAAAAAAAAAACAAAACAAAGACAACCUGCUGAUCAAUAAUAGAAAGUUGAUUGUCUACUCAUCCCAAGAGGCAAAAAAGAAAAGUCAAAUGAAAUUGUAACUUGCUUUGCAAAGUCUUCACCCAUCCCUUCCCCUUUCACCACUGAAACCAAGAGAUUCAUUUGCAUACAGGUUGCAGAUACAAGCAGAUCUCAAUAUUGGUAGGUUAUUUUUGUCACCAAUGAAAAGAAAAUGCUCAGUUCAACUACCAACACUCCAGGGAGACAAAACAACUGCAAAGCCAUGCUGAGUUCUGAGAAGAUGUGGGCUCGCAUAGAAGCCCCAGGCCUAGGCCCUUCGUUGGUCCAGUUCUAAAAUCUAGAUUCAUGGGAACAGGCCAGGCCCAUCAGCUGUCUUUGCAGUCAGUACUUACCCUGAUUAAGAAAGAAACCAUUUAAAAGUAAUAGACAAAUAGUAAUGAAAGUUCAGUUGCUUUUGAAAGUAUUUGAACUAUUUUUGAAGAUCUUAACCAAGUUUUAGAGGCUUUGCCUGAAAUAAACAGAUUUAUCCCAACCUUGGUUUAUAUGUGAAUGCCACACUUACCUGGCACAGACAUGGAAUUCUGAAAGACAGAACUGCUUUUCUCUGUAGGGAAAUGAAGGAGUAUUUGUACUUUUCCCUAAUAAAAUCAUGGGGUUGCCAGGGCCUCAUCCUUCAAAACCAUUAUGAAUUUCUUGUAGCUGAACUCUGAAGUAUAAGAGUCUGGAACUCACAUAGUAUAGGACCUCUGUUACUUCCACAGUUUUUCUGGAAACUCCUUAUUUGUUACUUCUAGUGGGUCCUUCUCCCCUCACAUUGCUACCUCUGGAGAUUUCUCCAAUAUUCUAAAGCUGAAUACCCAGACACUUUGAUGUUUUUCAGUUACCUUGAUUUUUGCUGUCUUCUAUGAAACUGUAUGUCUGGAAUUUUUAGAACUUUUUCUGCAUCAUUGCUAUAGCUAUCACAUGCCCAGUGUUGUUCCCAUUAGUAUGAAAUGCUUUCAGACAGAUUGUGCAGUCAGAAAUAACUCAUUUAAUAUCUUGCAUUGGUGUACCUUGUUCCAAACAAACAACCAAACUGUAACACUUCUAACAAACACUGAUUAACAGAACACGGAGGAUCUUUCCUACUUCUAACAGUCAAACUCUCUCUGCCCUCAGUUAUCAAAAUACCAACUCUCUCUACUACCUAGGGCACUUACCAGAGUGUUUUCUACCUUCUUGGCCCACUCUGCCUGCCAAGGCUGAAGAAGAGAGUCCAAAAACCUCUCUUAGGAAGAUUUUUAGAGAAGCUAUUACUACUACUACUACUACUACUGCUACUUCUACUACUACUACUACUACUACCACUACUGGUAACAAAUAAUGAUGAAAAUAAUAUUUCAAGAUAAAGUAUACAAGAAGUUAGAGGAAAGCAAAGUUGGCCCCCAGAAGUCAACUUCCACUUCAGAUCAUUACUAUGCCCUUUUGUUUCUCUCUACUUCCAACCAAUAGAGCAGGUGGCUAUGCUAGACUGUCUUCAUUGGAGUCAGGAGUAGAGAAAGCUAUCCCUAAAAGAGGCAGUGAAUUGAUAGCCAACAGAGCUUUGAACUUGGUGGGUAUCCAUUACAUAUUUGUGGUUCAGAUGUGAGUGGUAGAGAGGAAGUUCUUGGUGCAACAGCAAGCUUUGAUGGCUUCUCUGCUCGCCAGCCUGGGCCUCCCGCUUAGGCUUCCCACCUGGCCUCUCAGCACUAAUACCAAUGAAUUUCAUCCUUAGCCAACAGCUCAGUCCUGAAGGAGACAAGGCCAUAAGCAGCCAACUAGUCUACAUUAGCUUAAAGACCUCAAGUUGACCAGCUAAUCUGGAAAAAUUACCUGGGAUGUUCAAAGAUGGGAGAGUUUCAAGCCUUUCCUAAUAAGCAUUUUGUCAGAGAUCCACUUUAACUAGAUCGACCACUCAGAUUCUAUUUGCCAUUUAUCUGUGCCUGUCACUGCACAGAUCAGCUCGUGUACCUGCCCCCUUCCUCAUUGCUGAACUAAUCAGGAAAAAGGCACAUUCAUGCUCUGCACUCUAUUCUUCACUAGUUCAGCCUUCCAUGUUUACCAAGUCUGUGACACAAUGGUGAGCUUUCACUCUACUCCGAGUUGCCAGGGCCAGGACUAGGGUGAGGUGAACAAGGCACUGUGGGUGCAAAAUGUAAGAAGGCAGUUUCUCUUAGGCUGUACAAGUGUCUCACCCUUGUCCCAGCCCUGUGACUUGUUCUCAGUAAGUAACAUCAGUUUUCCUGCUUCCAAGUAUCAUUCUUCUUACUGGAGAGGGGAGUAACCAACUGUUUUCAAGCCAAAUAUUUAAUUGCUAUCUGUUUUCCAUUCAUAGCUAGAGGUCUUUGCUAGGAUGCAAAGACUGGGGAGAAAGUGAGCAUCCUAGAACUGCUCAUGCCUCCUAAUUGUUCUCCUCCUCUCUAAGAAAACAUGCUCUCAGGAAAGGGAUACAUUCACUUACUUUGAGAUUAUAAGGCUUAAUGCUAUCUCCUUUGAGGAUCACUUGCAUUUUAACAGGGCAAAAGCCGUAUACCAAAGGAAUGACAUUAUACUUGCAGAACAUUAGACAUCAACUAGUUGUAGUAAUGUAUUUUUCACCAAGGACAGGCCAGAUUCCCUGGCAGCUAACUCCAGAGCAUAUAAAAGACCUUUAUCAAUAUAGUUAAUAGUUGAUGGUCAUUUAAAUUGUCCAAAUACCCAGUUUUUCAGUGUGGUUACUAAUAAGGGACUCUCAGGAAUGGCUACUAAAAGCCACUGGGAAGACUUAGGUCAUUCAUAUUGUACAUUAACAUGUUUACAUAAAUAGAAUUAAUACUACUUAUCCUUUGAGUAAAAGAACACAAAGAUUUCAGGAGUUUAUGAAAAUAUGUCCUGUCUGUGAAAAGGUGAAAUAUCCGAUCCAUGUCACAUCAACAUCAGUUAUCUAGUAUUGGUGGUGAUUAUUUAACUUAUUGAAGGUUCAACCUCACCAAGCCCAGGCCUCUGCUCUCCUGCCUCAUCAUACCUUUGUUAUGUGCAAUCUCUUCAGCUUGGUGUGAGAAUAAGACCUAUACUAAAAAACCCAUUUCCUUCAAAGCCUUUGCAUAUAUUUCAACUAUAAGUGACAAAGAUAUUAGGGACUUUUAAGGAUGAGUGAGAAGCAGGUACCAAAAUGUGCCUUUGUCAAAGGGCAGAAAACACUAUAAUGAUUUAAAGAAUUAUAUGAAAAAAGCGAUGUUUUAGGACACUUGGAAAUAGAUUUAUAGAAGACUACAGUAUAAAAUGGUUAUGGACAUAUCUUUACGGCAUUUUUUAUAAGUUUAGCAAAAAGAAAUUUGCACAAGUAAUGAGUUAUAUGAAAUAGGUAAUACUUUUGUUCAGUAAAGUGCAAAAGUCUAGGCCAGUGGUUCUCAAAGUGUGGUUCCAGGACCAGUGGCAGCAGCAAUCCUGGUAUGUGUCUGUAUGUGUGUGCAUGCAUAUGUGUGUGUGUGUGUGUUUGUGUGUGUUUUCCAGUGAUACUCCUCCUUCAAGCCCCUUAAGCACUAUAGCCAGCCUCCAUCUGAUCCCAACCUUUCCUGUUUUUCUGGCUGUCAUUACAGUGGUCAAUUUCUGGCCAAGAGAUGUAAAGUAUAAUCAUCAUGCUGGUAGGCAUACGUUUGGCGUUAAGAAAUUAUUAGAUUGAAUCAACUCCGCAAUGAAUUCAAUCUGAAAAGCUUUGGUUUGAUUAAACUAGCUGUUUGGCCUGGUUUGAGCUUAAAAAAUGUUUUUGACUCACAAGUAGAAAAAGGGGAAAGAUGUUAGGUUGGUUUGGUAUUACCAACCCUUAAAUAUUCAUCCUCAUCAGAGUGACUGUUCUCCAGGAGGGCUCUGGCAGAAAUAUAAUUGAUUUUAAGUUUUUGCCUAAAGAGGGUAAUUUGAUAGCAACAAAAUCUGAACCAGAUCAAUCAGUUAACCCCUCUCAGCUUCUUUGAAAUGCCAAACUUUAUAGAGAUUUUAUUCUGUAUGUGGUCUUGAGCUUAAUGUCCAAUUUCAUAAAAUGUUAGGCAUGCAAAUGCAGCAUUGUGCUCAUUGUACCAGUCACUUUAAACUCAUUCCUUCCUUCGUGUGUAUGAUGGUAAAAUACCAGUAUGUAUGUUCUAAUGCAUUCUGAUCUAUUGUAAAUUACAAACUUUUUCAUUAAUUUUUAAAUGAGCUAUAAUUAAUCUGGCUAGCAGUUACAAUUUUAUUAUUUUUAACAUAUUUCAUUGCUACUUUUUUCUACUGACUCCAAAGCUUACUUUGGGAAAUAUUUCUUAUUUCUGGAUUGCUGUAUUUAUCUUAUUUCUAUAUUUAUCUAUAGUCACUGAAUAUUAGAGCUGAAAGGAACCACCCUCAUUUUGCAGAUGAGCAAACUAAAGCCAGGAAAGAUCACAUAGCUUACCUAGAGUCCUGCAGUGAGGCUGAGGCAGAACCCAGCUGUAGCUGGAGGUCUCCUACUUCUGGACUGAGUGCUUUGCCAUUUAAAGCACUACAUUUGUAGAAGAUUCACAGCUGGCUUCUACUUUUAUGACUCAUGAAUUUCCCAGGUUAUAAAAAAGAGUUCUUUAGUUCCUGAAUCCAAAGAUAAAUCUGAUUUUCAGUUUUAGAAAUUUAAGUUUCCCUCUUCAUUUAGUAUCUGUGCCCUACUUUGUACAAUGUUUCCCUAAAAGUUGAGUGAAUAAAUGAAUUUUUAUAGAUCAGCUUUCAUAUUUUAGCUGGGUGUGGUAGCACACACCUGUAAUCCCAGCACUCAGGUGGCUGAGACAGGAAGAUUGCUGUGAGUUGGCGGCCAGCCUGGGCUACAUAAUGAAUUCAGGACCAGCCUGACCUGCAAGUAAGACCCUGUUUCAAAAAAUAAAAUUCAUUUUUUUAGUAGAAGUUCCCUAUAUAAGAGAAUCUUCUAAGGACUUCUUUUGAAAAACUAAUACUUGUCAUUGUUCCUUAAUGUCUCUACUUAAACUUUAGUGGUAUAUCUUGUAUUCAAUGUUUAUUUAAAGUAGGGCAACCAAUAUUAGAUUUCUAGAAUCUACUUUAAUCUUGCUUUCUUAAUCUUUUUGGGAAUUUUCAGACUGUUAGAUGUUCAUGAGAUACUCAUUUGUGUUCUAGAAACUUCUCCUAGCUUAAUAUUUUGUCAAUUCCUGGGCUUAAACUCUAUUUUAUCAAACAAUAAUAGAGUUAGUUCCUUAAUAAGUACCAAGUUCUGUAUGCAGUCUCUUUUCCAGAACAUUCUUUGCCUAACGUUCCUUAGUAUGGCUCUCUCUUGCUAUUCUUGGGCCUCUUUUCAUAGUUUAUGCAUACCUCACUAUUUUGUGGGCUUGCAGGUUGGACACAUUGAAGAUGGUGCUGGUCAUAUUGAGUGGCUUUUCCCUUUAUUUUCUCUGUGGCCUUUCUUUUCCCAGACUUCUGGUUUUCUUUUUUAGGUAUACUCAGAGGCUUCUCACCAGAGAUCGAGGGACUUUCCUCCAUCAUCUAGACCAGGGAUUGACAAAUUUUUCAUGCAAAGGCCAGACAGUAACUGUUUUAGGCUUUGUGGGUCACAUAAGAUCUCCAUAACACAUUCUUCUUCUUGGCUGUUAUCAUUUGUUUGUUCAUUGGUUUGUUUUAUGACCCUUGGAAAAUGUAAAAACCAUUGUCAGCUCAUGGCUGUCACUAAUGUGGCCCAGUUGUUAUUGUUUGCUGACCCAUGAUCCAGACUAUCUUCUGUGACAGGCAUUUCUAUGACCUGCCCCAUGUGAUGAGUUGGUUGUGUACCAGAUGAUGUGGCUCAUUAACCUCAAUGUGUACAGCACUGUCACUGGAGUCUGAACAUACAGGGCCAGGUGGAAGAUGCCAUGAGGUGUCCCUCUGGGCCUCCUCUCCCUCAUAUCACUGACUACCUUAGUGUAGAAACCCUCAUUCUUUUCUUGGGACCUGUCCUCAUUAUUCAAUGUACCUCUGCUUCCCACAUGUAGAGUAAGCUGGUAGAAAAGAAUUUUCUGAGGAUUUCUGAGUUUUAUUAUUUCUUUGUCUGAUCAUUGCUCCCCCCACCCUGUCCUGCCCUAUAGUGCCAUUACAAGUUUAAGUCUGCCAUUGGAAAGUCAGGUAGCAUGGGCCAUAAGGAUUCCAGUCUGUGAUUUCCUAGAGAGAUCAUCAGCUUUCCUAGCCACCAAAACUGGCUUUAAAACUCUUGUCUAUCUGUCUACUUUCUAAUGUGGUUAGACCUAGCACAAGACAGAGCACUCAACACCAGCAAGAAAAUGAAUGAGCGGCCAGGGAUAUAGCUCAGUGGCAUAAGCUCCUGCCUGGCAAGUGCAAGGUCCUGAGUUCAAUUCCUGGUACAAAAAAGAAAGAAAAUCAAUGAGAUGUAAUCUUUUACCUACAGUCUCUCCCUGCCUCCUGAAUCCCAGCCCCCUGGGGUAGGCUCCUUUGGAUGCCCCACAUCCAAAGGUUGGAAAAAUACAACCAGUAGGUACUCAGCACACCACUGCCUUCUGUUUUCUGAGCCAAAGCUUUUUCACAUCUCUCUCCAUUGUGCUCCCAUCUAGACUCCUCAUGUUCCUUAAGGGCUGAAGCUCAGAUGUACAUUUUCACAUUCUCUUAUGUAAACAGUGAGGGAUAUGAGUGGAUGAGGAGGCGUGAGCCUAUGUGUAUGAGUGCAGUUUUUCUACCUGGAAUGUGAAGACCACAUUUGCUAACAUAUCACAUUCAAGGUGCACACACACACCAUCCAGAAGUCUCAUUGGCCUCCGGUCCAGGGCCAGGUCUGGUCAAGGAAAAGGGAAUGGUGGGGCUCCCGUGGCAUGUCCCUCUUCUUGUCUGUAGAAGUCUUUUUGAAAUUGGCUUGCACUGACUCUUUCCUGGGGAGACAAUGGAAGACCCUACUCAUUGGCACUUCUGGACAGGGCUGCAUACAGCGAGCUGAGACUUCAACUCCAUGUACACUGAGCUUCUCAGGCAUAGCUCUCAGGCUACAGCCUUUUCUAGCUCAGCACGUUUGCUUCUUAGGACCUUUUGUUCCAUUCCUAUCAUUUGAGCCCAGGGAAUCUACCCAUUUACUGAAAUCAGAAUUUAAAAAUCAGAUAUAGGAGUAAUGUCCAGGAUUUCCCUAGUUCAAAGUGCCCACAAAGCAGUUUCUUUCUGUCUUCUGUUUAGGAUUUCUAGAAGUGAGAAAGGAAACCAGGUUGUGCCUUGGAUCCUAAAGCAGUGAAAGUACUCCCGUGUCAAAAGCAAAAUGAGUACUGAGCACUAGCCAGUACUGUGAGGAUGGGAGCUGGACUUCGGAUAGGUUACACUUACCCUUCAGUGCUUACUGAGUACCAACAAUGCACUUACAACACACAGGGGAGACAGGAAUUUAAACAAAUGUCCUAAACUGGAAGGCAGAAAUAAAAUACACUCCCCCGCUCCCUGCCCUGUGAUGAGAUUGUGUCCCUGGAUUAAAACUCAGGAAAAAGCAGAAACAAGGCGAGAUCACAAUCCUAAUCUAAGUAGGAGUCUGACACAAAAUGGAAGAGAGCCCUCUGUGGGGUAUUAUUACAAAGGGUCUUCUUGUCUCUUUUCUUUUUUAAAGCAUUUCUUACUGGCUUGCUACCAGCAAUUGAACUAUACUCUUUAUAUAGCUAGAGAUGAUUGUGUCUCCUUAAAAUAAACCUUUUUCUGUUAAAACCA